CACACGCCACGGCCGCCGGGAGCGGCACGAGCGCGGCGACCUGAACUCGCGGAGGCGCUACAACUCGGGCAGCCGCGCGCCGCUCUCCACCAUCGCCGACCGCGUGGACGCCUUCUCGCUGCUAGGCAUGGAGCCGCUGCAGGAGGGCCAGGAGGUGUCAUACAGCGAGCUUCUGCUGCCGUCCUCCGCCGGCGGCCGCCUGCCGCGCCGGCUCCACUCGGGUGGAGAACGAGCUGGAGGCGCGGCGGUCGUCCACCAGCGCAAUGCCCAGCUCAGCCUGAACCGAUGCGUGUCGCACGAGCCGAGCAGCGGUGGCCGCGCCGCCUCCUCCAGCUGGUCCAGUGACAGAGUGGUGGAUGAGGAGUCGGCUCAGGAGGCGAGCGGCGUUCCGUACGAUCCGCUGCUGCUGGACAACCCGGAGACCCAGUCCGAGAAUCACCGCACCGUGCUGACCUUCAGGUCGUACCGGUCGUCUAUCAUCGACUACAUGAAGCCGUCCGACCUGAAGCGGGUCACCAACGAGCAGUUCCGCGAGCAGUUCCCACACAUCCGGCUAACGCUUUCCAAGCUGCGCAGCCUGAAGCGCGACCUACGUCGGAUCGCCGCCGACUGCCAUAUCGACGUGCUGAGCGUGGCGCAGGCGCACGUCUACUUCGAGAAGCUGGCGCUGCGCGGCCUCAUCGACAAGCCCAACCGCAAGCUGGUGGCCGGCGCUUGCCUCCUGCUCGCCGCCAAGAUGAACGACGUCAAGGGAGACACCAUGAGCCAACUGAUGGAGCGCACCGAGACGGUAUUCCGCAUCCACCGGCGCGACCUCAUCAACUGCGAGUUCGGGGUUCUGGUGGCGCUCGAGUUCGCGCUCCACCUGCACACAGGCGAGGUGGAGCCGCACCUGCGCCGCCUGGAGGCCGGACUCUGAGGCGACGGUGGCGCCGGCUGGUGGCCUCCGACCUACCACCUGAGGAGGACGGGAGCUGGUCUUCCGGUGGCGCCGUCUGUGGGCUGGGAUCCGGUGCGACGAGAGCGCCGCUUGGAGGCGGGGCUCUUACGUUAGGCGGCGCUACUCUCCGACUUGGCUGCUUCUCGACGUGCAAUACGUGUUACGUGCGUCGACUUCCGCUGGCUGUUGGCGCCGUUAACUGCUCUCAGCGGCGUGGUAGGGCGGGGCUGCAGGGCAGGAGUUCUGGUCCUUCCCGUCCCUGGACGGCGGCUGGAUGACCCGGCCGGUGGUCGCGCCGUGCCAUGCUCAACACACUGGCCGACAGGCCACGCCGCUGUAGAAGAACGCAGAAGCCUCUCGUGCGGGCGCAGAACCGGUGUCGGUGUACAGUCAAGGGCCGCCCGGUGAUAGAGGCUCGUGGUCUCGCUGAGAUUGGGGCGGGCGCCGGGGCGGCGCGCGGUCCGUCUGACCAGGUGGCUGGUCACGGCGGCUUUAACGACGGCUGGCGGAUUGUCGGGGCCUACGGUCCUGAUGAAUAUGUGGAUUGGCGACGCCCGUCUUUCCCAAGUCAGGGUAGACGACGCGCAAGACGCGAAGAAUGCGUUUCAGGUUAUCUGAGAAACAGGUUGAUCAAAAUGUGAAGUGAUGGCAUGGGAGCGAAUCGACGCAUCUGCGCCACGUUUAUUGCGCCGCUCCGCCCACCCGUCUGAGCUUAUCGUCUUCGCUGCAGCCUUGUCUUUGCGUCAGGCCUUGGGAGAUGAUAUGGAUAGCCAUUGCACCGAUGGAGGAUCGGGUGCAAUAUCGGAACAGUCACACAGCUGGGAGAGUUUUUAGACUUCAUGUUAUGAGGUGUGCUUCCAGUUGCGUUGGAUGAGCUCGUUGCUCGUUGGACAGAGCAGGCUUCUGUGUCUGUCGGUGGGCUCGUGCACUGCGAUAUACAGUUACAGUGCCGUGUCGCUGACUGCAGUGUAGCAGUGUCGUGUCGCUGACUGCAGAGUAGCAAUGUCGUGUCGCUGACUGCAGUGUAACAGUGCCAUGUCGCUGACUGCAGUGUAACAGUGUCGUGUCGCUGACUGCAGUAUAACAGUGUCGUGUCGCUGACUGCAGUGUAACGGUGUGGUGUCGCUGGUUGCAGUAUAAGUGUCGUGUGGCUGACUACAGUAUAACAGUGUCAUGUCGCUGACUGCAGUAUAAGUGUCGUGUCGCUGACUGCAGUAUGACGGUGUCGUGUCGCUGACUGCAGUGUAGCAGUGUCGUGUCGCUGACUGCAGUGUAGCAGUGUCGUGUCGCUGACUGCAGUGCGACAGUGUCAUGCCGCGGACUGCAGUGCGACAGUGUCAUGCCGCUGACUGCAGUAUAGCAGUGUCGUGUCGCUGACUGCAGUGGUACAACAUUUGCCAGGAUUUUCUUGGUAGUGCCUGCGGGAUCAACCUAGCUCUCCUGUACUUAUUUAUGCCGCGGUUAACGUAUGGUGCGCAAUAGCCUGCUUUCUGCGCCUCCACUUAUCUGGAUGGGCUGUGUGCUGCAUGUGGAGCAUCUACGUCGCUCAAUAUAUCCUCAAGGGUCCUG
This is a messenger RNA of Pollicipes pollicipes, 2509 nucleotides long. Its product is annotated as CDK5 and ABL1 enzyme substrate 1. The transcript has 7 exons. Lineage: Eukaryota; Metazoa; Arthropoda; Thecostraca; Pollicipedomorpha; Pollicipedidae. The record is from RefSeq and is a predicted model, not a curated record. Gene Ontology annotation, biological process: regulation of cell cycle. The coding region runs from base 128 to 919 and encodes 263 amino acids.